Lacerta agilis (Sand lizard) is the source of this 1590-nucleotide messenger RNA. RefSeq names its product solute carrier family 30 member 2 (gene SLC30A2). Gene Ontology annotation, biological process: response to zinc ion; zinc ion transmembrane transport. Gene Ontology annotation, cellular component: plasma membrane. The record is from RefSeq and is a predicted model, not a curated record. The transcript is spliced from 8 exons. Bases 303 to 1424 code for a protein of 373 amino acids. NCBI's taxonomy places the organism in Eukaryota, Metazoa, Chordata, Lepidosauria, Squamata, Lacertidae. Gene Ontology annotation, molecular function: zinc ion transmembrane transporter activity.
GAGGGGUCGGCGUCUUGCUCCGUCCGCGCCCGCCAGGUCAGCCGGCGCUUGCAAACUUUGCAGCCGGGCCGCCCCGGCCGCAGCGCCCUCCUUCUCCCCCUGCGGGGCUUUGCGCACGAGUCGGCGUCGUUUUCACACGGGCUGCUGCUCGCCCAGCCGAGAUAAGAGGCAGCUGCCAGCGACGCCGGCCUUACAGGGUUGGGAGGCGGCCGAGGAAGGGGGCGGAAGGCCGGAGAGGUCGAGGCUGAGCGGGGGCCUCCGCGGGGAAAGGAGCGUCCGCCGGUUUGCACCUGCCGUCGAGGAUGGAGCCGGGCUCGGGAGAAAAGAGGCAGCUUCUCAACGAGGUGGAAGGCAGGUCUUAUUUAGGAGUCGUGGGUAAGAAUUUCCCAAACCCAAUGGUCGGCUACGUUCCAGACCUUUCCUCCUUUGAGCUGGGCCUGAACAGGAACCAGCACUGCCAUUCCAGCUGGGCAUCUAACAGCAGCUACGAUGCUGAAAAAGAGAGAGCUCGGAAGAAGCUCUACCUCGCCUCGGCCAUCUGCUUGGUCUUCAUGGUGGGAGAAGUUGUGGGGGGGUACCUUGCCCACAGCCUUGCCAUCAUGACUGACGCCGCCCACCUCUUGACGGACUUCGCCAGCAUGAUGAUAAGCCUUUUCUCUCUCUGGAUGUCCUCUCGGCCCCCUACCAAGACCAUGAAUUUUGGCUGGCAUCGAGCAGAGAUCUUGGGAGCCCUACUGUCCGUGCUGUCCAUCUGGGUGGUGACUGGUGUCCUGGUUUAUUUAGCAGUGCAACGGCUGAUCUCGGGAGAGUACGAGAUAGAAGGGAAUGCCAUGCUCAUCACCUCUGGCUGUGCCGUGGCAGUAAACAUCAUAAUGGGCAUUGCUCUCCACCAGUCAGGGCACGGGCACAGUCAUGGCAAUGGACACAGUCAUGGCAGUGGCCACAACACCAGUGUCCGGGCUGCUUUCAUCCAUGUGGUUGGGGAUUUCCUGCAGAGCAUUGGAGUCCUGGUGGCAGCCUACAUCAUCUACUUCAAGCCAGAGUACAAAUACGUGGAUCCCAUCUGCACCUUCCUGUUUUCCAUCCUGGUCCUUGGAACGACCCUAAGCAUCCUCCGAGAUGUUGUCCUUGUGUUGAUGGAAGCCACCCCAAAGGGUGUGGAGUUCAAUGAUGUGAAGAGUAUCUUGCUGUCCAUAAAUGGAGUGAAAGCCCUGCACAGCCUCCAUAUUUGGGCCCUGACGGUGUCUCAGCCCGUGCUGUCUGUCCACAUUGCCAUCAACAAAGACGCAGAUGCUCAGGCUGUCUUGAAGGAAGCGAGUUCCCGCCUGCAGGGAGCCUUCAACUUCCACACGACGACAAUCCAGAUCGAGAACUACUCCGAGGACAUGAAGGACUGCCGGGAGUGCCAGAGUCCCUCUGACUGACUGAUUAGAAAAUAAGAGAAUCUGAGGAGAGUUGUAGAACAGCCUGCGGAUGGAUAUUCGGCCUUGUCAAAACUGCUACCUCAGAAUUCGUUCCAGUGUGACUGUUACUCAGGGCCAAGUAACUCAUUCAGAGCCACCUAAGUGCUGAUGCUUAGUUUGUUGGGAG